UGGGAUAACUAAACACAGAUAUAUAGAGACUACUUUAUGUUUGCUAAACAAUCAAGAUGAAAGUAACUUAGUAAGUCCAUUUAUUCCUUCUCAUAAGAAUCAAAAGCAUUUAUGUAAAGAAACAUGGACACACAUAUAAGGUAGUUGUGUGCAAACUCUGUUUUUUCAAAGGACUUGAAUAUGGAAAGUCACACCAGUGAAAACCAAUAUAGCUGCAAUAUCUGUGACAGAUCAUUUACUCAAAACAGUUAUCUGAAAAUGCAUUUGAUUGCACACACCGCAGGGAAGAGUUAUCAAUGUGAACUUUGUGACAAAUCAUUUUACAAACAAAGUAGUCUUGCUUCACAUUUGAUAAUACAUACUGGAGAGAAAAGAUAUCACUGCAAACACUGUGGCAAUUCCUUUUCUUGUACGGGUAAUCUUAAAAAACAUAUGACCAUUCAUACAGGAGUGAAGAGUUACCAAUGUGAACUAUGUGAAAGAUCAUUUUUUCAUAAAAGUAAUUUAAAGAAACAUGUGAUUGUACAUACAGGAGAGAAGAGUUAUCAAUGUGAAUUUUGUAAUAGAGCAUUUUAUAGAAAAGAUUCUCUUACAAAACAUAUGAUGAUACACACUGGUGAGAAAAGUUAUCAAUGUGAAGUUUGUGACAAAUCAUUCUACCGAAAACAUAUUCUUGAAUCACACAUGCUUAUACAUACUGGAGAGAAAAACUAUCAAUGCAAGCUCUGUGAUAAAUUGUUCUCUCUGAAAUCUAAUCUUAACAAACAUAUAAAGUUACACAUGAAAGUAAAGGAAUAUAUAUGCAAAGUGUGUGAUGUUUCAUUUUCUUCAAAUAGUGAUCUUGAAAAGCAUACUGCUAUACACACAGGAGAGAAAAGUUAUCAAUGUGAAAUCUGUGGCAAAUUAUAUGCUAGAAUAGGUGACCUUAAAAAACACAUGUCGAUUCACCAGAAAAAAUUAUUAAUUAUAUGUCAUGUGAAUAUGCAGCAGACUAUUUUCUCAUAA
Messenger RNA from Ruditapes philippinarum (Manila clam), 1005 nucleotides. Its product is annotated as gastrula zinc finger protein XlCGF8.2DB-like. Bases 181 to 1005 code for a protein of 274 amino acids. Gene Ontology annotation, biological process: regulation of transcription by RNA polymerase II. The record is from RefSeq and is a predicted model, not a curated record. Lineage: Eukaryota; Metazoa; Mollusca; Bivalvia; Venerida; Veneridae. Gene Ontology annotation, molecular function: RNA polymerase II cis-regulatory region sequence-specific DNA binding; DNA-binding transcription factor activity. The transcript has a single exon.